Eleginops maclovinus (Patagonian blennie) is the source of this 6080-nucleotide messenger RNA. It is a transcript of the gene impg2a, whose product is annotated as interphotoreceptor matrix proteoglycan 2a. Gene Ontology annotation, biological process: visual perception. The transcript has 23 exons. Gene Ontology annotation, molecular function: heparin binding; hyaluronic acid binding. NCBI's taxonomy places the organism in Eukaryota, Metazoa, Chordata, Actinopteri, Perciformes, Eleginopidae. The record is from RefSeq and is a predicted model, not a curated record. The coding region runs from base 212 to 4159 and encodes 1315 amino acids.
AGCACCGUGACCUACACCUCAUUUUAGCUGAGGAAGAAAGCAGGAAACCAUUGUGUCAUACGCUCAAUGAUUUCUUCACAAGCUUCUGUUGUUUUUCUGCGUCUGGAGACUAAUGAACCUAUGCAAACUUGUAAGAGGCUGCUUAUGAGAGGACUUGCAUAUCUACUUGAUCCUUUUCCAAGACGGAUUUAACCACAAUCACGGAAUAAACAUGAGCAACCUACUCAGGAGGUUGCUGUUCUCCUCUCUUGUAUUUAGUUUUGUGGUCCUAUUUCUGGACAUAAGGACAGAUGCAACAAUGGAGGGUUCAUCUAUGGGCUACCUGAGUGUGCCCUACAGUCAGGAGCUUUCAGAAGUUGUUGGUGCAUACGAUGUGGAGGUGUCUGAUGAAGGCCAGGAGGUUGUCUCUCGACGGAAGAGGAACAUCCUUUUCCCAAAUGGAGUAAAACUCUGCGCUCAAGAGACCGCAGAGCAAGUUGUUGCAAACCACCUGAGCUACUUUCAUCUCAGAGUGUGCCAGGAGACGAUAUGGGAAGCUUUCAAGAUCUUCUGGGACCGCCUCCCCGAGCAAGAGGAGUACCAAAGCUGGAUGAACCAAUGCCAGGAGGGCACAAUCACGGCACAGUUUAUUGGCAGCCACUUUAGUCAAUCGGAGGAGCAUCAUGCUCUGGUUACAAAGAGAAUGUCAGAGCCAGAUUUGAAAAGUGACGAGCCAACCAUGCCCUGGCAACAUAUGUGCAGCACUCCGACACAGCGAACACCGGAAGCCGUGGAAGCUGCUGAGCUAGAAGACACAGCUAAAGAAGAGGAGGUGGAGGAAGCAGCCGCCGCUGUCCCAGAGGUGGAGGAAGCAGCCACCGCCGCUGCUGCGGAGGCGGAGGAGUAUCCAUUGAACAACGACAUCGCCGUGGAGCCUCUGACCCCCACGACGCUGGAGCAGGUGGUGGAGCUGAGCCUCCUCCUGCCCGGAAAAUCUUACAGCCAUGACCUGGAGAAUCCGACCAGCCACCAGCACCAAACACUCAGCAGACAGCUUGCUCAAAUGGUUCCUAUCUGGCUCCUUAUCCUUCUCUGUCUCUCUUUACGACUCCCCCUAGUGCUACUGUAUCUUGGCUCCAGACUGCACUCACUAUUUAUGGUCUGUGAUGGAUGCAUUGUUAGCUUUAAUAACACACAUUUAAACAGCAGCAAGAUUAUAAGGGUGAUUGAAGCUGAGGACAUGAUUGAGGACGCUCUGAGGGAGCUUCCUGGGUUUAAGAGUGUGUCUGUGAAGGACUUCAGGCCUCAGAACGACGACGAAGGGGAUGGCGUGGUGGUGGACUACGCUGUUACAGUGGUGGUGGAUGGAUCAGGAGUGAGCUUGGAACAACUGGACUUCCUGACUCUGCAAUCCAACCGUGUGGAAAACUCGUACCGUGAAGUCAUGGAGCUUCCCACUGUGGUGUACGCCAUCAGCGAGGUCAAAGACAUCAUCACUGACGCCCUGCAUAACGAGGAGCUGGACAGUGUGUCUGAGGUCCCUGGCGCUGCAUAUGGAGACACGAAUACCGCUGCCGAUGAGCUACCAGAGGGCACGAUCCUAGAAGAGGACGUAGAGGAUGUCGACAAGGUUGACGUCCUGCCUGAACCCUCCGAAACCAACACAGUGGCGAACAACGAAAAUGACAUCAUUAUUCUGGAGGAGAGUGCAGUUGUGUCUCCUGUUUCUGUGAAUACAGAUAAUGAACUUGAAGCUGACAGCAUUGCAGAGGAGGGUCUGUUACCUGGGGACAUUGUGCAGACUCCUGCAGUAGAAACCCCUGCCGCAGAAGAGCUCCCAGCCGCAGAGGAGCUUCCAGCCGCAGUGGAGCUCCCAGCCGCAGAGGAGCUCCCAGCCGCAGAGGAGCUUCCAGCCGCAGUGGAGCUCCCAGCCGCAGAGGAGCUCCCAGCCGCAGAGGAGCUCCCAGCCGCAGAGGAGCUCCCAGCCGCAGAGGAGCUCCCAGCCUCAGAGGAGCUCCCAGCCGCAGAGGAGCUCCCAGCCGCAGAUGAGCUCCCAGCCGCAGAGGAGCUCCCAGCUGCAGAGGAGCUCCCAGCCGCAGAGGAGCUUCCAGCCGCAGUGGAGCUCCCAGCCGCAGAGGAGCUCCCAGCCGCAGAGGAGCUCCCAGCCGCAGUGGAGCUCCCAGCCGCAGAGGAGCUCCCAGCUGCAGAGGAGUUCCCAGCCGCAGAGGAGCUCCCAGCUGAGCUCUCAGAGGUUAGACUUCAUGAAACCCCAGUGGACGUCGAGGCCUCGGGAUUGGGCACAAACGACAUGAAUAACUUGCUCGAGCCAUAUACAACCACAGAAGAAGAAGCAGAGCCUCUUGAGGAGACUGACUCAGAAGAUGGGCUGAUAACGGAAGAUGUCCCCAUAAAUUCAGAAAUCCCAGAGGAUAAUGAGAUCUCUUCAAUCGCAACUGAGACCACAGAAGAAGAAGACAAAGAAGAAGAAGACCUUCCUGUCCUGGUCUCCCCCCCUGAGAAUGGAGAGGAGACCAGUGAAGCACCAGAGCCGGAGGCAGCAGAAACAGGGGAAGAAUCGGUGGAGGAACUAGAAGAAGAACCUGCAGAACAGGCAGACAAUAAUGUGCUGCUGAGCAUUCCUGAGGAGCCUGUAGCUGAAGAAGUUGUUGUUCAGGAAGCAACUGAGAACAACUUAGAAGAGGCUGCACCUGAAGCUCCACCUGUAGAGGAAGAGGGCCAGGCAGCUCCAGAGAUCUCUACAGAGGAUCUGACAGAUGAUGAGAUCUUACUGGUCAACAUUGAUGAACCAGAACCAUUAGUCACAGACUUUCUGAUCCCUGUCCAACCCACUGCCCUGUCUCCAGAGAAGGAGUCGCCCUUCACCCGCAUCUCUGAUAUUGACACCGCCCUCGAGGGACAACCUGACAUCAUCAUCCCUUCACUGGUGGAGAUCCAGACCACUGACGGAGGCUUGGAUGGUGCCACCAUUCGAGACAACAACUAUGAUGUGAUCCAUUAUGGUUAUGAGUUGAUUGACCACACAGAGGAGGGCAGCACUGGCUUUCCGUUUGGUGCACACGGCACAGACCAAGUCAGUAUCGCCAUGCCUGCGAACCCUGGACGAGCACUGAUGGUGUUCUUCAGCCUGAGGGUGACCAACAUGAUCUUCUCUGAGGAUCUCUUUAAUAAGAAAUCCCCAGAAUACAAAGCUUUGGAGCAACGCUUCAUAGAGCUGCUCGUGCCCUACCUGCAGUCCAACCUGAGUAACUUUGAGAACCUGGAGAUCCUGAACUUCAGGAACGGGAGCAUUGUGGUCAACAGCCGGAUGAAAUUUGGCAAACCUGUUCCACAAACCGUCACCACCACCGUCUAUCUGAUCCUGGAGGACUUCUGUAACACAGCGUACCAGACCAUGAACCUGGCCAUCGAUAAGUACUCGCUGGACGUCGAGUCAGGUGAUAAAGCCGACCCCUGUAAGUUCCAGGCGUGUAACGAGUACGCCGGGUGUAAGGUGAACAAGUGGUCGGGGGAGGCGGAGUGCGUCUGUAAUGCGGGCUACUUCAGCGUGGACAGCCUGCCCUGUCAGAGCAUCUGUGAGCUGCAGACCGACUUCUGCCUCAAUGACGGCAAGUGUGACAUCAUCCCCGGCCAGGGAGCAAUCUGCAGGUGUCGUGUCGGGGAGAACUGGUGGUACAGAGGAGAGCACUGUGAGGAGUACGUGUCUGAGCCGCUAGUGGUCGGCAUAGCGAUCGCCUCCGUUGCUGGAUUCCUAUUGGUUGCGUCCGGAGUCAUCUUCUUCCUCGCAAGGACGUUACGGGAUCAGUACGAUAAGGAUGAGUCAGAGGACCCCAUACGGCGAGCAGAGAGUGUCCCGUCUCUGGAAAGGGCAACCAAGUACAACCCCAUGUACGAGAGCGAGGCCACCACAGGCUACAACCACUACUACCGGCGCUAUCCUGAAGCUGCUGUGUACAGCAGUGCCAGCGCUGAGGCCUCCACUGACUUCAGCAGCGAGGAGAUACGACACAUCUACGAGAACAGUGAACUGACCAAGGAGGAAAUCCAAGACAGGAUACGCAUCAUUGAGCUCUACGCAAAGGACCGACAGUUUGCAGACUUUGUAAGGCAUCAUCAAGCGGUUGUGGACACCCGCAGAGAGAGCUCCUCUGCACACACAUGAAACUCUCCUGUGAAUAAGAAACAUGCCUCUAUGUAUGAAAAGUGAAGCUCCCUGUGAGGACCCUCCACUUUCUUCAUCAUGGCACUCACAAUCUGGACUGGUUAAGAUGGACUCAUUCAGCACGCUGCUCUUUGUUUCCUCGACCAACGACCCCUUUCUGUUCUACGUAUUUCCCCGAACUGAUGACUGUUCUUCCUCCUUCCUUUGUGCCUUCUCAUGACUGGUCGAGCUGUGUGUGACAUCAAGUGUUACUGAUUCAUCCAAUGUCCCUCUGGGGAAAACUGGACUGUAUCCUACUACUUGAAAUCUCAAUGCUGUCCACAGUAAUACUUUUGUUUAGUGGAACAAUUUGUCUUGUCAACUCAAAGUAGUGUGUCUGUGAGGUUGUUUGCUAGUUAAGAUGUUAUUCUCUACUUUUUUUGUUAUUGUUAAUAUCUCUUUAAAUCAGAGAGCAGCUCUUUUAAGGACAAUGGUGCUAUUUGAUACAUAAUGUGGUGGUGAUGACUCAUUUUUAAAAGCAACACCAAUGGAUCAACACUGUACAGUAGGUAUACACUACUGCAUAUUACGUUUUUAGGAAAUAUACAUAUUUUGUUUCUGGUUUUGACUUGCGUAAAAGCAUUGAUUGAAAUCUCAAACCUGUCUCACAGCAGUUGUUAGCUUAGCAUAAGGACUGAAAACAGGGGUCAACAGCUUGCCUGACUGCCCAAAUGUAACAAAAUCUGCCUAUACUUAAGUACGUUUAUAUUUUACAAAGAAUAUACAAGGUGUCAAUAAUGUUUAUAAGUGGUGGUAGAUGGAUUUUGUUAUGUUCAGACAGAACUAAGCUAGCUAUUUCCUUCUGUUUCUAAUUUCCCCGUCUUUAUGCUAGACUAGGCUGCUUGCUUGAGCCAAUGUACAGAUAAUAGUGGAAUCAAUUUUCCCAUUUAAAUCUGUGCAAUGCAGCAAAUAAGGGUAUUUUCCCAAAUGUCAAAGUAUUACUUAAAGUGGGGAACAUUAAGUAUACAGUGUAUGUAUUAUUGCUGGUCAUCAAUGUAAAAGCACACUUUCACAAUGUGACCGUAUUCCAGCAAUAUUUUUUCUCUUGGCAGGGGAUUUGUCUGCCGUUUUUACGUCUCCUUUUAUUAGAAGCUUUGGUGUAUGUUUGUAAAAGUACGGCGUGGUAGACAUAAGAAAUUGAAAACAGUGGUGAUGGGAGCAUGAACCCUCUAUAGCUCUGGGAUCCAGAAAUAAGUGAAAACACGUUUCAGUGGAAAAAUGCUCCGGGGCAAGCGGCCCUGGGAGUUGAUCAAAUGGUUUGCUUUCAGAUGUCAUAUGUAAUGCAACUGAAAAGCAGGCUGAUAAACAACAUGCUCUCUUUGGAAUGACAACCUCAAGCUGAAGUCUCCCGCUGUAAAAACCUCAAGGUUACGAGCAAUUCCUUAAAAAAAAAAGAAAGGAAAACAGCUCUCCUGUGACUACGUGUUUGGCCAUGAUCCUGCUGUUCGUUCUGAAUCCUUGGGACAGACUAUUUGCAGCAUGCAGUCCAUAAGAGGAUGCAGGGUUUUUUUGUCAGAAAGUGUACGGGCCAGAAUCAGACACAUAGAUUAUGUCUUAGCUUCUUGUUUACAUUACAUACUUUUCGUCCUUUGCCCUUAUUUUAAAGGUCUACACGAGCAACAAUUACCGGUGAAGCAGACUCUUGUGUUGAUGUCAUGCCUUUUUCAAUCUGCAGUCAGUUUUACUUUUUUAUGUGCAUGCUUUUUUGUAGAAGGUUCAAAAAACAUCCACCAUCUGCCACCUGUACAAACGGACAAUCAUCCCAUACAGUGUUUUGUCAUGUAAAUAUGUCAUAUUAGAUAUUUGAUAUUUGAUAGUCCUAGGAUGCAAAUCAUGUGUGUCUCAAAUGUUUCAAUAAAUAAACAUAUUUUUAUACUGAUAA